Molecule: messenger RNA, 1950 nt
Organism: Hyaloscypha bicolor E
Lineage: Eukaryota; Fungi; Ascomycota; Leotiomycetes; Helotiales; Hyaloscyphaceae
Product: aorsin
Exons: 11
Coding region: 1-1950 (649 amino acids)
Biological process (GO): proteolysis
Molecular function (GO): tripeptidyl-peptidase activity; serine-type endopeptidase activity
Source: RefSeq, a predicted model, not a curated record
AUGCGUUCCAUUUUCCUUGAAUUCCUUCUUGCCUUUGUCGCAACAGCUCAAAGUGCAGCUGUCCCUUCUUCUCAUGUGCUUCACGAAAAGAGGGACCCAGCCUCUUCAAAGCAAUGGGUCAGACGCGAAAAGCUUGCAUCAACUGAAAUCCUCCCCAUGAGAAUUGGGCUGAAGCAGAGGAAUCUUCACCGAGGUCAUGACUUCCUCAUGGAUAACUCCCAUCCAGAUUCUGCAAACUACGGGAAACAUUGGACUUCUAGUCAAAUCAUUGACAUGUUUGCUCCCGAGCAAAAGAGCGUUGAUGCCGUUCAAGAAUGGCUGGAUGGCUUUGGAAUCGGACCCAGACGAGUGUCCCGAUCACAAAACAAAGGUUGGCUCGCAUUUGAUGCGACAACGGAAGCAGAAGAGAGCCUUCUCCACACAGAAUAUCACCACUACGAGCACAGGUCUUUGGGCCAUACGACUCUGGCGUGCGAAAGCUACCAUCUUCCCAAACACAUCCAAGAACAUGUAGACUAUAUUACGCCGGGUAUCAAACUCUUUGCAUCAACCAAAAACCGCCGCAACCUCAAGCGUGGAUUUGCUGCGGGAGAGCUUUCGACCUGCGACGAAUUCAUAACUCCUGCAUGUAUUAGGUCUCUUUACAAUGUUCCAGAAAUCCCUGAGUACGCCAAAACUGGGCCACGUGUUGACAAUUCGAUGGGAGUAUUUGAAGAAGGCGACUUUUACUCUCCGAAAGAUCUCGAGAAAGAUCUCUUUUUCGCUAACUUCACUCCCCGAAUUCCUCGAGGGACGCGGCCUAUCCCAGCCCUAAUCGAUGGCUCUGAUUUACACACAGAUGUUUUGUGGGCAGGAGGAGAGUCUAAUCUUGAUUUUCAACUUGCUUACCCACUCAUCUUUCCACAAAAUAUCACAUUGUUUCAGACAGAUGACCGCUACUAUGCGGCGACUGCUGGACCUAGGAGUGGUUUCUUUAACACAUUUCUAGACGGUAUAGACGAGUCCUACUGCAAAUACUCAGCUUUCGGUGAAACUGGAGAUGACUCGAAACUUGACCCAAAAUAUCCAGAUCCGAUGGUCUGGGGUUUUCAGGGCAAGACUAUGUGUGGGGUAUUCAAGCCAACAAAGGUGAUCUCUAUUUCGUAUGGAGGACAAGAAUCAGACUUGCCGGCAUACUAUCAGCAACGGCAAUGCAACGAAUUCAUGAAACUUGGACUUCAAGGCCACUCCGUCUUCUUUGCCUCGGGAGAUACGGGUGUUGCUGGGGCUCCUCGGCCUUUAUUGGGCAAGGACAGAUGUCUCGGUCCAAAUAGUACCAUUUUCAGCCCUGCUUGGCCAAAUACAUGUCCAUAUGUCACAAACGUUGGCGCUACAAAGGUUUUCCCCAACCGUUCAGUCAGGGACCCCGAAAGCGCGGUUGUUGACCCUCCUGGGCAUCCUUGGCGGGUGGCAUACUCUUCAGGGGGAGGCUUCAGCAAUAUUUAUGCUCGACCUGACUACCAGAAGCACGCUGUCAGCAAGUACUUGAGAGAUCAUAAGCCUCCGUAUCCGUGUUACGAGUCUAUUAGCAACUCAAGCUUUGACAAGCACGGCGGCCUCUUCAAUCGGCUGGGGCGAGCGUACCCCGAUGUAGCUGCUAAUGGCGACAACAUCGUAGUCUAUAUAAAUGGAGAGUUCCAAAUCUCUGGAGGGACCAGUGCCAGCACCCCGAUCUUCGCCUUCCUGAUCAACAGGAUCAAUGAGCUUCAUCUGAACGCUGGGAAGAGUACCGUUGGCUUCAUCAAUCCUGCCUUAUAUUCUCAUCCCGAGAUGCUAAAUGACAUAACGAAUGGGACGAAUCCCGGUUGUGGGACUGCUGGCUUCUCUGCUGCUCCGGGUUGGGAUCCAGUGACAGGCUUGGGAACUCCGAAUUUCCCAAAGAUGGUGAAGUUAUUCAUGAACUUGCCGUAG